CAAAUGAUGAGCCCAGACUAUGGCGACCCAGGAAGCCACUCCAGGAAGCCAGUCAGAGGAGAGCGACGCUUUGGACUUGGCGUCCGUCAACGACAUAAAAGAUUAUGCUCUGCAGAGACCCCACCAGGAGGCAGACAGCGAGGCAUUGAGCUCUGUGGAAACCCUCUCUCUUCCUUGCUCUUCUGAUGUGGAUUCAGACACCGGUAACCUAAAUACUGAACAAAAUGAUUCCUGGACCUCUGAGAACUUCUGGCUUGACCCUUGUGUGAAGGGUCAGACGGAGACCAUGGCAGAGGACGAUGGGCUUCGGAAAUCCCUGGAUAGGUUCUAUGAAAUGUUUGGCCAUCCCCAGCCAGCCGCUAGAAAUCCACUCUCCGCAUCAGUCUGCCAGUGCCUGACUCAGAAAAUCAAUGAACUGAAGGGCCAGGAGAACCAAAAGUAUGCCCUUCGCAGUUUCCAGAUGGCCCGUGUCAUCUUCAACCGGGAUGGCUGCGCGGUCUUACGGAGGCAUUCCAAGGAUGCCCACUUCUACCCACAGGGAGAAGGAAGUAUGUCUCUGGAUGAUGAAAAGCCAACCCCGGGACUUUCAAAAGAUGUCAUUCGUUUCCUCUUGCGGCAGAACGUGAUGAAAGCUCACUAAGACGCCCCCAGUGGUAAGGGCAGGCAGCGUGCAGGAUGGCCCCAUG
Molecule: messenger RNA, 686 nt
Organism: Lontra canadensis (Northern American river otter)
Lineage: Eukaryota; Metazoa; Chordata; Mammalia; Carnivora; Mustelidae
Gene: SHLD1
Product: shieldin complex subunit 1
Exons: 3
Coding region: 20-640 (206 amino acids)
Biological process (GO): positive regulation of isotype switching; positive regulation of double-strand break repair via nonhomologous end joining; negative regulation of double-strand break repair via homologous recombination
Cellular component (GO): site of double-strand break
Source: RefSeq, a predicted model, not a curated record